Messenger RNA from Ictidomys tridecemlineatus (thirteen-lined ground squirrel), 539 nucleotides. The record is from RefSeq and is a predicted model, not a curated record. NCBI's taxonomy places the organism in Eukaryota, Metazoa, Chordata, Mammalia, Rodentia, Sciuridae.
AAACAGUGUAUCAGCUGAGCUAUGAUAUUGAUGUUGAUCGUUUCCAAAUACUAAUAGAAUGUUUAACCAGUACUUUCGAAGACGUGAAAACUUUAGCAUUUGAUCUUCUGAUGAAAUUAUCAAUAGCAGCUGUACAAUUUCAGGAUUCUGAGAAACUGCAAGGCUUAUUCCAGGCAGCUCUGGAGCUCAGCACAAGCACGAAACCCUAUGACUGCGUAACAGCCUCCUACCUGCUGAGCUUUUUAAUCUGGCAGGAUGCUCUUCCCUGGUCCCUUUCUGUAGCUACACCCCAGCAGGAAGCAUGUGGUGAUGGAGAAAAAUCUGCUGCCGUGGUGGAAAGGAACACACUGAUGGUUAUCAAGUGCUUGAUGGAAAAUCUUGAGAAAGAGGUAGCUCAAGCUGAAAAUUCCUUGCUUCAGGCAGUGGCAUCGUUUCCAAAGUAUGGCAGCCUGCAGUUGGUGAGUGAGUGGAGACUUUUGGUGGAGAAACUCCUGUCCAUGUCCUACAGGCUUUCUGCUCGCAGCCAUCGCACUCCUUAA